Yamadazyma tenuis ATCC 10573 is the source of this 3807-nucleotide messenger RNA. The record is from RefSeq and is a predicted model, not a curated record. NCBI's taxonomy places the organism in Eukaryota, Fungi, Ascomycota, Pichiomycetes, Serinales, Debaryomycetaceae.
AUGGGCCUGCACAGAGGGGGGCGACUAGCAGCGAUAUUCGAGUUUGAGGGUGGGGCGUGCGCGUACCGUUUGAUCCGCAGUCACGAGCUGGAGGACCCCGUGUUUUCAGGUCUGGCGCCCUCGUCGCGCAACCCUGGCCCAACCCGGGUUUCAAAUUUAAGAUUGCAACCAUUGCCUACUCGGAAAUGCUCCAAAUUACACUCAACUACAGUCGUGGUCAGGUUUCCUAUGUCAAGCAAUGAGGAGUACACUCCUUUAUUAGGCGGAUCUCUAUCAGAGCGGCAGUCUUGCGAUGACGACACCCAUUUAGAAUGGUACAAGAUCCACUUGUAUCUUCAGCAUUUACAAUGGUACAAACGACCUAAUUGGGUCUUUAUAAAUAUCGUGGUGUUUUUGUACACCCUCACAUCAAUUGGAGAACCGACUCGCAAGACGAUCCGGUUCAAGUUAGCAUGUAACUCGUUGAUUGAGGACAAUGGUCAAUGUGACCGAACCAAAGUCCAGCUCUUGGUAUCUAAUUUUGACCAAUACAGCUUAGUAGUAUCACAGUUUUCACUGGUUCUUGCCCUCGCAACUUUGGGAAGUUUAUCGAAUAGGUAUGGUAGAAAGCCGUUUCUAUGCUUGAUCCCGGCAUCCAUAUUUGUUUCACGAUGUCUAUUGCUAGUCUCCAUAGUCAACAACGAGACGUUUGAAAUGUCAACAUUUUUGGUGUGUGACGUGAUAGCCAGCAUUUGUGGAUCACAGUUGGGCAUGCUUGGUAUCGCAAAGUCAUAUGUGACUGAUAUUGUUCACCCGUCGCAAAGGUCUAACUCUUUAGCCUUCAUCAACGGAGCACUUUACGCGGGAGGCACUUUGGGGCCAAUGUUAUCCAACUUACUUUCAAUGUGGUUAGCCCCGGACCCCAUAUCUCAUACUCCCAAUACGUUCCAACAUUUGUCUCAACGAGAAGUAUAUAUACAGAUGGUCGAGAUUGGGCUUUUUCUGGUGAUUGUGGUUUUUGUAGCUGUCAUAGUACCUGAGUCUCGCCUCGAGCACAACGAAGAACUGGAAGAGCCUGGACUCGAUUUAAUCAGUCCAGUGAAGACGCUUUUACGGCCCAUAUUUUCGGGAAACACCGGUUACCAGAUCAGGGUUCUCUUGGUGUCGUUAAUCUGUGUGCACAGUUUGAUGCUCAUGUAUGAAGUGGGUAUUGGAGUGGUAUCUAUUGAUUAUGCAGUUUAUAUGUUCGGAUGGGACGCAAAGAUGGUGGGGGUGUUAUUGAUGGUGUUUGGGUUCACCCGAGUGGUGGUGUUAUACAUCAUAUACCCAUUUCUUUCGAGGCUACUCAACAAAGGCUCUGAACGCCACUUUGAUAGAAGAGACUUUAUAUUGGUGCUUACGGGGUUGGUAUUCAAUGUAUUGUUACACGGAGGCCUUGGUUCCUCUAGGACUUCGGGUGAAUAUUUGGCAAGUAUUGUUGUUGGAAGUGUGAGCUCGAUUGUCGGGCCCACAAUCCAGUCAAUUAUACUCAAAUACUUUACCAAAUCACAGACAUCAGACGUGAUCAUGGCUCUUUCCCUAGUUAACGGUGUUUGCAACAUAAUGGCACCACUCUUCUUUGUCAACAUCUACAAACUUGGCCUCAUUCAUAGGGCUCCGGCAUUGGUGUACUUGGUUAGUGGGUCUAUUGAUGUGGUGGUUGCAGUGGUGUUUGUGGUGGUGCGGUCGUUUCGCAGCCAAUAUGAUGCAGAAAACUAUGCACGUUGAAUGGGUCGGUUUUGGCCAGUCUUCCGCACGGCCAUUUGGAACGUUAUCUACAACAAGUAUACGUAGCCACAAACAGCCACAAACAGCCAUAUCCUCCAUUGCUGUUGUUCUGUCGGCUAUUAAAGGUGGGCGACCGCGAAGCGGAGAUAACUCCGCCUCCACUAAACAGUUCCGGUUACUGACCAUGCAGACAUCCCGGGUCGCCCCUGUUCAAUACUCAACUACAUAAGUAUCAGCACCAUCAGUGCAUAGUCGUUUCCCCCCAACAACUUCCCUUCUUGAAUUUGUUAUAUUUAUUGAGGACCCCAGGGCGGAAAUAACCGGUGCGGAAAUAGGAUAAAAUCGUUUAUCUCCAUACUUCAGAGCCGUACAAAUCUUCACCACAUAUAUUUAAACUCAAGGAGAUCUCUAAUUUAUCAAACAUAAACCAUUCUUGCUUCUAUCCCGUCCACAGACCAUGUCUAGCGAGGAAACCACCUCACUUGUCAAGAAAUUUGUCCCUGGCUACCGUGUCGAAGUACAUGAAACUAGUGGCCAAUAUGAAUCAAUAGAAGAGGAUGCGAAUUCCGCAACCGUGCUGGAAAACCAAUAUGAUAAGGUUCCAACCUGGUUAUUAUGGACCAAGAAACCCACCGUGUUGGGGAUUUCUGUGGUGUAUAUAUUCAUGGGUCUCGGUGGAAUGUCAGUCUCUGCCAGAGAAUUGUUGUUGUUCGAUAAGGCCUGUGAGCAAAACAUGAAGGAUGGAGUUUGCUCCAAUGUUGCUAAUCAGCUUCUUAUAGCCGAUUACCAGCUGGUGGGAUCUAUUUUGAAACAAACGUCCCUGAUUAUUGGCUUAUCGGUGACCGGCGUUGUCAGUGAUCGGUUUGGAAGAAAACCUGUACUUUUCUUGACGUGUAUCAAUUUUCUUUUCAAUCUGUUGCUUUUCCUUGCCCUCAUAAGAUAUGUGGAGGGAUUCAAAUUUAAGACGUUGGUGAUGUUGCAGGUAAUUUUGGGAUUUUUUAGUGAAGGGACGAUGCUUGGGACUUGUAGUGCCUAUAUUGCUGAUAUCACAUCUCCUGCAACCCGACUGCUGAAAGUAUCUUUUCUGUUGGCAACCUUAUCGGCCUCAAUGUUGAUCGGCCAGUUCUGUGGAACCGCGCUUUUAGGGUACGGCAAGUCGAUUGGGUUGAGUCCAACUCAAAACAACUAUAAUGCUAUGUACUUUGAAAUUUUCUCCAUGAUAUUGAUGGUGUUGUACGGGGCAUUUCUCCCUGAAUCCCUACAUAAAACCGAAGAUAGGUCUACAUACAACUACCGGUUUGGUUGGAGAGAUAUCACUGGCCAUACCUAUGAGGUUGUUGAACAGGUGAAGUUGUUGAGGUUGCCAAGCGACUUGAUUCCCGUGACCUUGAAACACAGAUCCAAGGAACUUAGGUUACAGGUAUGUGUGUUGGUUUUGAUAAACUGCUUGUUCAUGUUAAAAAAUUCCUUAGCCAGUUUGCUCUUCCAAUAUGGAAUUUAUCGGUAUGGCUGGGACUCGCAAACGAUCUCAUUUUUUAUGAUGACACUGGCAUUCAUAGGUCUUUCAGUUUUGGGGGUGAUAAUUCCGUUUGUCAAUGAGUAUGUCCUUAAGAGAGGUCUUCGUCUUUCAUUUAAAGAUGGCCAGCUUGAUUCCAUUGAUAAGUUCAACAUUUAUCUAGGCCUCUUUUCUGAGUUUGCCGUGUGUACGUUGUCAGGAUUGUCAACAAAUACAACUGAGUUGAUUGCAUCUUACGCCAUUUGUUGUUAUACGUCUGCAUUGGUUCCUACUGUGUUUUCGACGAUCACCAAGUUUUUCCCUCCAAAUAAGACAAACCAGGUGCUCCUGACAAUGCACAUUGUGUCUGCGUUGUUCAACACGGUUGCUCCAUCAGUUUUCAUGCAGAUAUAUAAGUUUGGAUUGCUCCAUUCCAUAAUUGGGUUGCCAUUCUUUGUACUUGGUGUUACUUGUGUAAUACCUUUUGGUCUCCUCAUUAGUUCUAAACUAAUUCGCACUUAGUUCAUAUAUAUGUUAAUGGGUUCAAUCUACGGUUUUGAUUUUGG